GCAAUUAAUCGUACGAGUAACCAAAGCAUUUCAAUUGCGAAAUUUUGUUUUCAUGUGUUUUUGUUUUUGUUCAAUAUUUGCUUAAAUUUUUAUGUUUUUAUUGAAAUUGCUUUCUAGAAGAUGGCUAUUGCUUUAUCCAGAGUAUCCAAGAAAAUAACCGAGUUCAUUAGUUUGUUAUUUAACCAGUAUAAAAAUACUUUGGUCGAGAUUAAAGAUGGAAUGGUUCAACGUCCAAUUAAAUCAGGUUUUCAGCUGUCAACUUUAACUGGACUUAUUUACUUGUUGAAUAAUAAUCCAAGCGAACAAUGUUACCUUGAUCAACUACUUACUGCUCGUAAUGAUCUACUCGUGGUUGGCGAUAACAUUAGGAAUCCAUCGAGCUUUGAAUUUGUAUCAUUUCUUAAUCAAUGUCAAGGAGAAAGAACUUUGAAACGUCUUGAUCUUGGUGUGAUUAGUUUAUUACUGCGAAUGGACCUUAGCCCAGACUGUGCACUUUAUAUUAACCAGUGUGAUUUUUUGAAACCAACCUAUAUGGAACUAUUGACUGAGAGAUUGGUUGAUAUUGGAGUUGCUGGUAGAUGGAGAGUUUUGGAUAGAAAAAUGAUUGAUUAUGAUGUUAAUCCAGAUGAAUGGAGUUGAUUUUUGGUUCCAAUUUUGUUGCAUUUCUAUUGUAAUUAGUUUAAAAAAGAUAUUAAAUUAAAAACAAAACUUUAUUGAGUACCCAAUAAAACAAUCUUAGCAGAAAUUAA
Molecule: messenger RNA, 749 nt
Organism: Tetranychus urticae (two-spotted spider mite)
Lineage: Eukaryota; Metazoa; Arthropoda; Arachnida; Trombidiformes; Tetranychidae
Product: mitochondrial import inner membrane translocase subunit Tim29
Biological process (GO): protein insertion into mitochondrial inner membrane
Cellular component (GO): TIM22 mitochondrial import inner membrane insertion complex
Source: RefSeq, a predicted model, not a curated record